GAUCAUAUGUCUCCGUAUAAUCAAUAUUUUGUAUAGCCUCCCAUCCCAUCUAAUGUAAAAUUGUCUACUUCCGCUUCCGGUCCCAGUUUGGUCCAGACUCAGCUUGCUCGCUCCUGCGCAUGUGCAAGAGCCCGGUGUCCGGUGUCCGACUGACAGCAGCUGCUGAGACCAUGAAGGGUCUGCAGGGACAGCUAACAGGCUAACGAGCUAACUGACCCGUUCUCAUCCGGGUUAGUUCGCCGCCUCGCGGAGCUACUGAUCUAACUUGUUGACGCGAGCCUCCACAGUCCCGCCAGUCCGGAACCAGCGCGUGGACCUGGACCCGGGAUGCUAAUAGCAGCGGUCGCUGGAGGAACCGGCGCCGCCGCCGCGGCCAAGAAACACCGGCGCCGAGGCAAGAAGCACCGGAGAGCCCGAACAGACGAGAACCGGCCUGAUGACCACUGUGACCCUCAGAGUCUGAAUGCCAACAGCAGCCGCUCCCCAGCACCUCAGCAGAGCUGCCCCCAAACCGGCCAGCUGCCCCUCCAAAGGGCUUCAGACAACACCACAUCCCCACAGAAUGCACCAUGGCCUGAAGACGUCCACCAAUCCACUCCAGCACCCCAACAGACCCAUCCACGCACCCCCACGUUACCCCCCGAGACCACCCUGAUGCCCCCCAAGGGUGUCCCUCGAUCCCCCUCACCGCCUCCCCAGAACUCGCUCGAGACCACCCCCCCCCAUCUUGAUCCAGUGGAUACCCCUGUCGCACAACUGGUGCCCUCUAAAAUUACUUUCCAAAACACCUACCUGACGGCACCAUUGACGCCUCAGAUUUUCAGCCAAUCACCUCUUGCCGCAUUAAAUAAUCCCGCCCACAGUCCAAGUCAAUCACCAUCAACUGUUAACCAAAAUAUUACCCAAAAUUCCUCCAGAUCGUGUCACAGAACUCUUCGAAAUGUUGAUCAGAGUCUGCCGGAAGGCCAAACUGACCCUUCAGAAUUGCCUCCAAUCUUAUCACACGAUAUUACCCACAAUGCAUCUGAAUCAAAGUCAGUUCCCUCCAAAGGUCCACCCAGCCCUCAGCUAGGCCCCUCUGACCCGGACCCCUUCUUGCUGACCUCACUGACCUUCACUUCCAGUGUCUCCUCGCAUCUCUACACCCCCACUUGCUCGUCUGCCGCCUUCCUCGGCUCCCUGGACUCUCUGAGCCCCCACGUUGGUCUGCCUCCCAUGAUGGCUUCAGCCGCCCCACAAAUGGCUGCGCCCCCUUUGACUUUGAGCCCGCCUCCUCCGGAGUUAACUCCUCCCCCUGCACAGCUGCUGGGCUCUGACGAUGAAGAGCAAGAAGACCCUUCAGAUUAUUGCAAAGGUGGUUACUACCCAGUGAAGAUCGGUGAUCUGUUUAACGGGAGGUACCAUGUGGUCAGAAAACUUGGCUGGGGACAUUUCUCUACCGUCUGGCUCUGCUGGGAUCUUCAGAGGAAGCGUUUCGUGGCGCUGAAGGUGGUUAAGAGCGCGCCGCACUACACCGAGACGGCUGUGGACGAGAUCAAGCUGCUCCGCUGUGUGAGAGACAGUGAUCCGUCUGACCCCUACAGAGAAACCAUCGUCCAGCUGAUAGACGACUUCAAGAUCUCUGGAGUCAACGGAAUCCAUGUCUGCAUGGUUCUGGAGGUUUUGGGUCAUCAGCUGUUGAAGUGGAUCAUUAAGUCAAACUACAUGGGACUUCCCCUCAUCUGCGUCAAGACCAUCAUCAGACAGGUGCUGCAGGGUCUGGACUACCUCCACACGAAGUGUAAGAUCAUCCACACGGACCUCAAGCCAGAGAACAUCUUAUUGGACGUAGAUGAGGUUUACAUCCGGAGGCUGGCAGCCGAGGCAACCGUCUGGCAGAGAUCUGGGGCUCCGCCCCCUUCCGGGUCAUCAGUUAGCACGGCUCCCAGGGAUCUACAGGGCGGUAAGCUGUCUAAGAACAAGAAGAAGAAGAUAAAGAGGAAAGCAAAGAAUCAGCAGAGACUGUUGGAGGAGAGACUCGUGGACAUCCAGAAGAUCGAGGAGGACGAUGAGACCCCGCCCGGCAACGCAGACGCUGCCUCCAACAGCAAAGCGAGCGGUGACUCUACCGGCUCCUGGUUGGAGGACAGCUGUAAUGGCCACGCCCCUGGACGCUUCUCUAGCCCCGCCUCCGGCCUGUCAGGCUUCUCCAGCUCUGUGAUGUCAGCGACGUCUGAGUCAGCACUUUCUACUCAGUCAGGGUACUCGAGUGGACAAGAUGUGUUCAGCGCCUCAGACUUCGUCAUCAGUCCUCUGGAUCCUCAGAACGCCCACAAGCUCAGGGUGAAGAUCGCUGAUCUGGGCAAUGCAUGCUGGGUGCACAAACACUUCACAGAGGACAUUCAGACCCGACAGUACAGAGCUCUGGAGGUUCUGAUUGGAGCAGAGUACGGACCACCUGCUGACAUCUGGAGCACCGCCUGCAUGGCCUUUGAGUUGGCGACGGGCGACUACAUGUUUGAGCCUCACUCUGGAGAAGACUACACCCGGGACGAAGACCACAUCGCUCACGUCAUCGAGCUGCUCGGCUCCAUUCCGCUGCCCUUCGCUCUGUCUGGCAGGUACUCCAGAGAGUACUUCAACAGGAAAGGUGAGCUGCGCCACAUCUCCAGCCUGAAGCCGUGGGGUCUGUUCGAGGUGCUGCUGGAGAAGUACGAGUGGCCUCUGGACCAGGCGGCGCAGUUCAGCGACUUCCUGCUGACCAUGCUGGAGCUGCAGCCGGAGCGCCGCGCCACGGCGGCGCAGUGCCUGCAGCACGCAUGGCUGCACACAUAGACACACACACUGCACACACACACACACACACACACACACUCUGAUGUAGGCGUUGUGUAGAGGAGUGUUAUAAAUGUAAGUGUUGAGUUCAUGGGACGAGGGAAAUUAUCACCUCGACUGACGGCUUGGAUUUCAUGAACACAUCACUCAAUCAUUGGAUUGAUUGAUUGGUUGGUUGGUUGAUUAACUUCCAGAGCGAUUUCCAGUUUAAAGAUGACAAAGCAAUAACCAGCGUCUCUGAAGUGGAAUCAUAAAAACUGGAUCAGAUGUCAGAGGACAUUCAGAUGAUCUUCACCAUGACCUUCACUACGACAGGGUUAUAUACAUGACCUUCACCGGGGUUAGGGUUAUAUCCAUGACCUUCACCGGGGUUAGGGUUAUAUCCAUCUUCAACAGGUUGAGUUCUCAGCUCAACCAUUCUAGUUCUUUCUCUUAUGACAUUAAUAUAUUAUCUGUAUAGUACUCUACAGAUACUAUAGUAUCUACACUAUAGUAUCUGUAGAGUACUAGAGUAAAGUCCGUUGAGGUCUAACUUCCAGAAAUCAUUUUCUGAAAGUUUUUUCUGUUUUAACUGAUUUUCUGCAGAUUUCUGAUAUUUUCUGUCUUUUUAUUAUUUGUUUGAUUUUUACUGAUUUUCUGCCCUUAAAGCUGUUUAAGACACGCCCUCUAUCAUUUAAGACACGCCCUCUACAUGUUAAGACACGCCCUCUAUCAUUUAAGACACGCCCUCUGCCUGUUUAUUGAGUAUUGAUCAGAGACUUUUAACACUUCUGAACUACCUGAUUUUGGUUGAUGAGCACACACCUGUAGCCGACCGGCUCACUGAUGAUGAUGAUGAUGAUGAUCUCUGUAGCUCAAAGUUAAAGGGAGGUCCUCCGAUGACCUCACCUUCACCUGCUCUCACUCGCUAUGUUCAUGUCAUAACUAGUGCCUUGAAAUGACCCUUGACCCCUCAUGUCAGCGGCGACAUCCAUGUUUUUUACAUUUGUUUAUUUGUGUGGAAAUAAAGAUGAAAGAUGAAAGCUUG
This is a messenger RNA of Pseudoliparis swirei, 3841 nucleotides long. RefSeq names its product SRSF protein kinase 3 (gene srpk3). NCBI's taxonomy places the organism in Eukaryota, Metazoa, Chordata, Actinopteri, Perciformes, Liparidae. The record is from RefSeq and is a predicted model, not a curated record. The transcript is spliced from 17 exons. Bases 328 to 2814 code for a protein of 828 amino acids. Gene Ontology annotation, biological process: regulation of mRNA processing; spliceosomal complex assembly; protein phosphorylation. Gene Ontology annotation, molecular function: ATP binding; protein kinase activity.